AUGGCUUCAGAUCAACUUUCGGCCCUGCUUCUGCUGCCGCCACCCCCUUCGGCAUCAUUCAACGAGUUCAAGGCUGCAUAUGAGCCCGUCCUGUUGGGUGUUUGCACCAAGCUUGUCCGCGAACUCAAUGGAGCCAAUCACACGGCUAUACUAGAUAUUGCGCUCUCUCUUCCUGGCCUCCUAUCCCCCUCAUGUCGGCCACGCACUAGGGCAUUUUCAAGCCUCCAGUCUCUUCUGGAAAGCAUCUAUAGGCUUAUUGGGAUUGUAUGUGUUGAGCAAGGCAUUGAGCUUGAUGGUCCGGGUGGUAUUGACCCCCGUGUGAUCUUGCUCGAUUACGACUCGGUCCAGACUGCCGUCACCAGGGACAAUCCGUGUGACGGCCCUAUCAUUGACUUGCAGACAUUGGCGCGGUCUGGACGACUGUGGGAUUACAUAUACUACCCGGAUAACCAAGUAGGUCAGGGUCUAGCAACGGCCUUCAGUAGCUUCUAUUCUGAGUCCAGGGACCCCAACGGCGGAUCCAUGAGCGCAAUCCCAGAUGCACCCAACUGGAAGGCUGCAGAAUCCCUUUUGGUGAUGGACGAUAACCACACAUCAACUACGCAUUACUCUGUGGCUGUAGGAGGCACUUUCGAUCACUUUCACAUUGGCCACAAGCUUCUGCUCACAGCUACGGCAUUGGUAUUGCAGCCUGCUGAAGACGUGGAGGCAGGUAAUGUCCGGAAGAUCACCGUCGGGGUGACAGGGGAAGGUUUGCUGGCGAAGAAGAAGUAUGCUGAAUAUUUGGAAAGCUGGGACGAGCGAUGCAUGAGCACUGGGUCAUUCCUCUCGGCCAUCAUGGAUUUCCGUCUCCCAGAAACCAGUGCGCCGCGUAUUGAACGGGAAUCUGGGUCUGGGCCCGAUGACAAGUACAUUCAGAUGCAAAUGCGGCCAGAUCUAGUCUUCAAGCUGGUACAGAUCACAGAUCCUUUUGGCCCUACCGUCACCGACAAGGGAAUUAGUGCUCUUGUUGUUUCCAAGGAAACUCGUGCAGGUGGGAGCGCGGUCAAUGAGGAGCGUGCAAAGAAAGGCUGGGAGAGCCUGGAGGUGUUUGAAGUCGACGUACUACAUACAGGCGAAGUUCCCACCGAUGAUGCCGAGAGCUUCGCGUCGAAGAUAAGCAGCACGGAUAUCAGACGGCGUCGGAUGGAGAUGGCAACGGAAUAA
Messenger RNA from Aspergillus niger, 1206 nucleotides. RefSeq lists its product as uncharacterized. Bases 1 to 1206 code for a protein of 401 amino acids. The transcript has a single exon. NCBI's taxonomy places the organism in Eukaryota, Fungi, Ascomycota, Eurotiomycetes, Eurotiales, Aspergillaceae. The record is from RefSeq and is a predicted model, not a curated record. Gene Ontology annotation, molecular function: dephospho-CoA kinase activity. Gene Ontology annotation, biological process: coenzyme A biosynthetic process.